Molecule: messenger RNA, 1755 nt
Organism: Megachile rotundata (alfalfa leafcutting bee)
Lineage: Eukaryota; Metazoa; Arthropoda; Insecta; Hymenoptera; Megachilidae
Gene: Mdh1
Product: malate dehydrogenase 1
Biological process (GO): malate metabolic process
Molecular function (GO): L-malate dehydrogenase (NAD+) activity
Source: RefSeq, a predicted model, not a curated record
UAUAUAGCUAACACUGCAAUAAGUGGAAAAUAAACACUGAAACAUAUCUUACACGUUUUGCUUAAAAUAAAUUAAUUACAUAAGUUGUUCGACGUUUACCGAAAGCGAAAAGGAAGAAACUUAGUUUACCAAUGUUUUAUACCAAAUAUUGAUUUUAUUCUAUAAUUUUACCUUGAUCAAGUAAUGUAAAUAUUCCGUGUUUAUUAUAUGUAUUUAACAAUGUAUAAAUUAAAUAGCAUAGCAGGUAUAGUGAUUAAAAUACGAAGUAAAUUAAUUGAAAUAUUUGGCCUCCAGCGAACUCGUUCGAAUUCGAAUCUAUCUUCCAGACAAGUCACUGUCGAUGUCAUUGCUUCAAUCAUUGCGAUAACUAAUUGACCUUAAGAGUCCUGGAGAGUCGGAUAACAGUUUUUGAGUUGCUUUAAAAUCAUAGUACCGAAACAUGAGUGAACCAAUAAAUGUGGCAGUUACGGGAGCUGCAGGGCAAAUUGCCUAUUCUUUGUUGUACCAGCUUGCUGCUGGUACAGUUUUUGGACCAGACCAACCAAUUAAUCUUCGUUUAUUAGAUAUUCCAGUUCAGAUGAAAGUAUUAGAGGGAGUAGUUAUGGAACUAGAAGAUUUAGCUCUUCCACUUUUAAGGGAAGUUACUCCAACAGCUGAUCCAGCUGUAGCUUUCAAAGAUAUAGCUGCAGCUUUUCUCCUUGGGGCAAUGCCUCGAAAACAGGGAAUGGAACGAAAAGAUCUUUUAGCAGCUAAUGUACAAAUUUUUAAAGUACAAGGAGAAGCAUUGGAUAAGCAUGCACGAAAAGAUGUUAAAGUUUUGGUUGUGGGCAAUCCUGCUAAUACAAAUGCUUUGAUUUGCUCUCACUAUGCACCAAGUAUUCCUAAAAAAAAUUUUACAGCAAUGACAAGAUUAGAUCAGAAUCGUGCUCAAUCAACUUUAGCUAUUCGAUUGAAUGUUCCGGCUGAUAAAGUAAAAAAUACAAUUAUUUGGGGUAACCACAGUUCAACUCAAUAUCCUGAUGCCUCUCAUGCUACUGUAACCUUUCAAUGCAACCCUGUACCAGUACCUGAAGCUGUAAAGGAUGAUAACUGGUUGAAUACUACCUUUAUUGAAAAAAUUCAGAAACGCGGUGCAACUGUGAUUGCUGCUAGAGGCAUGUCAUCUGCUAUGUCAGCUGCUAAAGCAGCUGGGGAUCACAUGAGAGAUUGGUUCUUUGGUACAAAGCCAGCUCAAUGGGUUAGCAUGGGUGUACUAUCUGAUGGUAGUUAUGGAAUCCCAAAGGAUUUGGUGUUCUCAUUUCCAGUUACUAUUGAAAAUGGAGAGUUCAAAAUUGUUCAGGGACUUCCGAUCAGCGAUUUUGCUAGAAAAAUGUUGAAUAUUACAUCUAAAGAGUUGGAAGAGGAACGUGAAGAAGCAAAUAAAGUACUGCAUAGCAAGUGACUAGAGUUGACAAAUGAUCGUUCUGAGAACCCCUUACCUGUUCCAGCAAAAUUGUAAAGAAUUAAUGUUUAAAUUUUGCAUAAUAUAUACAUUGUGAUAUAUAAUACAUAGGCCAUGAUUAUUUUACGGAAUUUUUAAGUUGGCAUACAUGAGCCUAAUAUAUAUUAAUGGUACAUAUAUAUUAUAUGGGAUCUAAUAAUAUGCGUAUCUUUUCUAAAUGGCACAUGAAUUGUUGAAUGUAUAUAUAAGUUUAUAUUCUUAGACUGUAUAAAACGUGUAACAAAUUAUAUUGAAAAGCAUGUUAUACUUUAUAA